This is a messenger RNA of Drosophila elegans, 704 nucleotides long. RefSeq names its product cuticle protein CP14.6 (gene Cpr49Ag). The record is from RefSeq and is a predicted model, not a curated record. NCBI's taxonomy places the organism in Eukaryota, Metazoa, Arthropoda, Insecta, Diptera, Drosophilidae. The transcript has 2 exons. Gene Ontology annotation, molecular function: structural constituent of chitin-based larval cuticle. Gene Ontology annotation, cellular component: chitin-based extracellular matrix. Bases 114 to 518 code for a protein of 134 amino acids.
GGUUCGGCCAGUCAACAGUCAGUCGCUCGCCAACCUGCUGGAUACCGAUACCGAUACCAAUACCGCCCCCACUUGAGUCCCAGUCCAAGGAUAUAUAUAGCCCCCACUCCAACAUGUACAAGUUCGUCGUGCUCGUCUGCUCCGCCAUGCUGCUCAGCUAUGUCCUGGCCAGGCCCCAGGAUCAGCGGGCAGGAGCAGCCAGUCCCACAUCCACGACCACAGCCGCCACCAUAGUCAAGCAGGAUAAUGUGAACAAUGCCGAUGGGAGCUUCAACAGCAGCUACGAGACCUCCAAUGGAAUACGCGUGGAGAACAUUGGCUACCUGAAGAAGAUCAUCAUUCCGAAGACGGAGACCUCCGACGGCCAGGUGAUCGAUGAGCACGAGGAGCUGGUUCUGGUCCAGACCGGAUCCUACAGCUACAGCGAUCCCGAUGGCAACCUCAUCACCCUGCGCUACGUGGCCGAUGAGAAUGGAUUCCAGCCGGAGGGAGAUCAUCUGCCCGUGGCCCCACAAUAGUCUUACUUCAUCCAGAGCCCCCACACUCCUACUUCUUAUAAUAUUUCGCUUGAAAGUAUUAUGCACUGCCUGAAUGCCAUACGAAAUUGAAAUGUCCACAGUCCGUAGUUAGAUUUAAGCAAACAAAAACACACCGAAUCGCCUGCAAAGAGAGAAAUAAAUAUUGGUAACGAUAAUAACGAAAAA